Messenger RNA from Puntigrus tetrazona (Sumatra barb), 2642 nucleotides. RefSeq names its product angiotensin II receptor, type 1a (gene agtr1a). The transcript has 2 exons. Gene Ontology annotation, cellular component: membrane. The coding region runs from base 497 to 1567 and encodes 356 amino acids. The record is from RefSeq and is a predicted model, not a curated record. Gene Ontology annotation, biological process: G protein-coupled receptor signaling pathway; immune response; regulation of vasoconstriction. NCBI's taxonomy places the organism in Eukaryota, Metazoa, Chordata, Actinopteri, Cypriniformes, Cyprinidae. Gene Ontology annotation, molecular function: angiotensin type II receptor activity.
UAAGAGGGGUGUAGAGGAAAAGCACCAGGCACUCUGUUAAGACAGAGACUCAGGACAGAUCUCUUAAAGCCAGUUUUGGAACUGAUGGAGCAGCUUGGAUGUCACCUUCACUAAAGGUAAACAUGCAUUUAUAUUAAUUACAAAUGUGUUUGUUUUUUUAAUUAUUACCUUAAAUUAGAAUAUUUAAUCAAACCCUAAUCUUAGCCCAAAGAGAUGAGCAAGCUUGUGAGUUAAGAAAGGUGAGACAUUCUUGUUUAUCAAAUAGACACAUAACCUCAAAAAACCUGGCACAUAAAAUGUUUUUUUUUACUAUAAUACAGCAUCUAAUGCUUACAACUGUGUGUGUUGUCUGUCUGGUCCUUCCAGCUCCUUAACCCGCAAUUGAUGUAAAUGACAUGUGUUCAUCUCAGCACGUUAAGAUUCAAUGUCAGGGGCUCCUUUAGCGACGCAGCUUUUUAGGCUGUGAACCUGAAGGCGUGUUUCACAGAUCUCCAAAAUGGACAACAUCACAGCCGACUCUAACGUGGGACUCAAUCUCACGUGUAACAUGACCGGGCAGCACGAUUUCAUCUUCACCUUCAUCCCAGUAGUCUACAGCUGCAACUUUAUCAUCGGAAUCGUAGGCAACAGCCUGGUAGUCGCUGUCAUCUACUUCAGCCUGAAGCUGAAGACAGUAGCUAACAUAUUUGUUUUGAACUUAGCCGUAUCAGACUUGACUUUCCUCCUCACCCUGCCCAUAUGGGCCAUAUACACUGCAACAGGCUACGAGUGGCUCUUUGGAGACUUCCUAUGUAAAGCCAUUGCUGGUAUGGCCCUGCUUAAUCUAUAUACUAGUAUUUUUCUCCUCACUGCUCUCAGCAUUGACCGGUAUCUGGCCAUCGUUCACCCCGUCAAGUCCCGCCGAUGCCGCACAGUGGCGUACGCCCGCGUGACCUGCGUCUUGGUUUGGGUAGUGGCUUUCCUUUUAAGCCUUCCCACAGCCGUUAUCCGUGGGACCCAUUUUAUCCAGCAUAACAAUGUCACUGUAUGCGCCAUUCUAGAAGAAAAAGAUCUUCGCAACGUGCUGGCGGCUCUCAGUCUGGUGAAGAGCGUUCUUGGGUUCCUUCUGCCCAUCAGCAUCAUCCUCACGUGCUACUGCCUGAUUGGCCGGUCUCUGCUGAAAGCACGGGACAUACAGAGGAACUCGAGGUCGAACGGGGAUGAGGUGUUGAGCAUGCUGGCCGCCGCGGUGCUGUCGUUUUUCCUUUGCUGGACGCCGUAUCAGAUCUUCAACUUCAUGAACAUGCUUGGUAUGCUGAAAGUCAUCACCAACUGCGAUGCCAUUGAGAUCAUUGACACCGUAAUGCCGUUUACCAUUUGUAUUGCCUUUUUCAACAGCUGUAUGAACCCAAUUCUGUACGGUUUCGUUGGGAAGAACUUCCGCAGGAACUUGCUCAAGCUCUUGAGGUGCACCUCGACUUCUGUGGCCUCUCACCCCACCCUUAGCACCAAGAUGAGCUCUCUCUCGUAUCAGGAGUCGUUACACCUCUCCGUCAAUAAAAUGUCCUCAAUACCUCAAGCCACAUGAGAAAAACAGGAAAUGAAUGAAUCUCCGAUGAAUCAUCUUUCUGAACUCGCUGAUUCAAUUCAGAAGAUGAGUCUUGCUUGUUGUGUUAUUGCUUUAUACUGGAAUGGAAACUAAAUAUAGCGACUUAUCUUUUUGUCUUUGUCUUUUGUAUUAGGUGUAAAUAUAGCAUUAUCGACAUGCUGGUAUGUGUAACUUUGAUGCAAGAACAUUAUAUAUAUACCACUGUUAUAUAUAUAUAUAUUGUGUUAAGUUAGUUUUUCACCUUCCUCACAUUUCCACCAAAGGACAAAAUCAUGCUGAAAAUACUAAAUAUAUUUUAUAUAAUAUUUUAACCAUCUAAGCUGUUAUAGUGGCAUUUGUGCAAUUUAAAUGCUGUAUUUUCGACCAGUGUGAUGCAUGAAUGAAAUCAAAAUCUAUCGUUCUAAACUUUUACAGUGGUAUUUUUACUGUUCCUAUGUCUCAUAGCGCCACUGGGUAGGCCAGGAGUUUACAAACAUUUUUAUGUCAAAUAUACCCCCAAAUAUGAAUGUCAUUAACAAUAAGUUUUUAUAAACUGCAUUUUUUUGUAAUUUUGUAAUAUAUAUUAUUGACAGCCAUGCUUUUCUUAUUCGUUUAUUAAUUCACUAUCACAGUCUCAUGAUUUCUGACCUGACUUUAGAAAGCAAAGUGAAUAGUGUAAUGUUCUUUAGUUUUAUUUAUUUAAAUUAAUUUACUUGACCUUUUUUCCUCCCCUAGCACUCCCUGUUUGGAUCCCAGUUUGAAAACUCCCGGAUUAAACUAAACCAUAACAAGAAUAUAGCAUAAUAACAAGAUAUUUUUACAUACUGCCUGUGCGAGCGUGGUCAAUACUCUUUAGCCUUGAUAUGAAUUAUCACCUGAUGAAUAUUUUAUUUUUCUUAUACCGCUGUUGUCGUACUUCGAGCAGGAUCUAAUGGUCGGUAAAACUGUUUUGUUUUGGGGUUUUUUCCUGAGAAAUUGUAUUUUGCAUCAUGCUGUUCUAUAUAAUGUACUUGAGUCUGAAAAUGUAUGUUAACAGGAAAACAUAAAAUAAAUAAAUCUAUUAGAGUACCCCCAG